CAAAAAACAUCUUUCAAGAUCCCUAAAAAUUCCAAAAAAAUAAACGAACCCUAGAUUUUCUCUUCUCUCACGCUCCUUUGUUCCUCACUCGCUUCGCUUCCCUCACUUGCCUCCUUUCGUGUUCUUCCCUUCUUUGCUCUUUUCACUUCUCAAUUUUGCCUCCUCUCCCUUUGUCGCUCUCUGGGUGGCCUAAAAAAAAUAUGAAGUAAGCCACCAAGCCCUGAGCAAUCCCUCAAGGCUUGAAAUUUCCAUAAAGUUUCGUUCUUUCUUAGUUUUGAAUUCUCUAUGAUACAGUAAAGUCUCUAUCUUUGAUGCUGAUACUUGUGAAAGUUCAGUUCUUUCACCAAUUUGUGUGAAUGUUUUGGCUCAAAAUUGAAACUUUUCUAGUAUUAUAAGUAUGUUUGAAAAGUUCGUCUUUUGGUUUGAGGGAAUAUAAAAAACCGUUCAAUGGUUCUUAUGAAGUUUGGUUAUGCCAAUUUUUUCAGGUGUUAAUGUAGAUUAUCUAGUAGUGGAAAGAUUUUAGUUUCAAGUUUCAUGGGAGCUAGCUGUGGGGUAGUAGCUUUUGAGUGUGUUAGUGAAUCCGAAUGUGGCUAACUUGAAUGAUGGAUUUGCAAGAGAAUCAGGUUAGUGAUCAUGGAGGGGAUGAAUGUAUUGUUGACAUUAUGGUUGAUUCGAAUAGUAGCAGAGAUGUAGGAAUUGCUGAUGAUCUCAAAGCAGGAGGGGAUCUUGGCUUUAGUGGUGAUGUUCAGGAUCAUGAGCCAAGAAAUGGUAUAAACUUUGAGUCUAAUGAUGCAGCGUAUUUGUUUUAUCAAGAAUACGCAAAGUCUAUGGGUUUUACUACUUCGAUUAAAAACAGCAGACGCUCUAAGAAGACUAAAGAGUUCAUUGAUGCCAAGUUUGCUUGUUCUAGAUAUGGUGUGACUCCUGAGACUGAGGGUAGUAGUAGUAGUCGAAGGUCGAGUAUCAAGAAAACAGAUUGCAAAGCGAGUAUGCAUGUGAAGAGAAGACCCGAUGGGAAAUGGUUCAUUCAUGAGUUUAUAAAGGAUCACAAUCAUGAGCUUUUACCUGCCCUUGCUUAUCAUUUCCGGAUUCAGAGGAAUGUCAAAUUAGCUGAGAAGAAUAAUAUCGACAUUUUGCACGCAGUUAGUGAACGGACCAGGAAAAUGUAUGUUGAGAUGUCGAGGCAGUCUGGGGGAUAUAAGAAUAUCGGGCCUCUUCUUCAGAGUGAUGUCAAUAGUCAGGUUGGUAAGGGUCGGUAUCUGGCUUUGGAAGAAGGAGAUUCUCAAGUGCUGCUUGAGUACUUUAAGCGUAUCAAGAAAGAAAACCCCAAAUUCUUUUAUGCAAUAGACCUAAACGGGGAGCAACGUUUGAGAAAUCUUUUUUGGGCUGAUGCUAAGAGUAGAGAUGAUUACUUGAGUUUCAAUGAUGUUGUAUCCUUUGACACUACUUAUGUCAAGUUUAAUGAUAAAUUGCCACUUGCUUUGUUUAUUGGUGUGAAUCAUCACUCCCAACCUAUGUUACUUGGCUGUGCAUUGGUUGCUGAUGAGUCAAAGGAGACAUUUGUGUGGCUGAUAAAAUCAUGGCUUCGAGCAAUGGGUGGUCGAGCUCCUAAUGCUAUACUCACUGACCAAGACAAAUUCUUGAUGGCCGCUGUUUCAGAGCUCCUACCAAACACUCGUCAUUGCUUUGCAUUAUGGCAUGUGAUCGAAAAGAUUCCUGAAUAUUUCUCCCUUGUGAUGAAGCGGCACGAGAAUUUCUUGCAGAAAUUCAACGAAUGCAUCUUUAGAUCUUGGACAGAUGAUGAGUUUGAUAUGAGAUGGUGGAAAAUGGUCAGCCAGUUUGGACUUGAGAAUGAUGAAUGGCUGCUAUGGUUGCAUGAACAUCGCCAAAAGUGGGUGCCCACUUUUAUGAGCGGUGUGUUUCUGGCGGGUAUGUCGACGUCUCAGCGUUCAGAAAGUGUGAACGCUUUUUUUGAUAAGUACGUCCAUAAGAAAAUCACGCUGAAGGAGUUCUUGAGGCAGUAUGGUGCGAUUCUGCAGAAUAGGUAUGAAGAGGAAUCUGUUGCAGAUUUUGAUACUUGCCACAAGCAACCUGCAUUGAAGUCUCCCUCGCCCUGGGAGAAGCAAAUGGCAACAACUUACACCCACACGAUAUUUAAGAAAUUUCAAGUCGAGGUCUUGGGGGUUGUUGCUUGCCAUCCUAGAAAGGAAAAAGAAGAUGAAAAUAUGGCCACGUUUAGAGUUCAGGACUGUGAAAAAGAAGAUGAAUUUCUUGUAACGUGGAGCAAAUCUAAGUCAGAACUUUGCUGUUUCUGCCGUAUGUUUGAAUACAAAGGGUUUCUCUGUCGGCAUGCCUUGAUGAUUCUGCAGAUGUGUGGUUUCGCCAGCAUCCCACCUCGAUAUAUUUUGAAAAGAUGGACAAAAGAUGCUAAGAGUGGAGUAUUGGCUGGUGAGGGAGCAGACCAGAUACAGACCAGAGUUCAGCGUUAUAAUGAUUUGUGUACUCGAGCCAUCAAAUUAAGCGAGGAAGGUUGUGUGUCAGAAGAAAACUACAACAUUGUAUUGCGCACGCUAGUUGAGACCCUGAAAAACUGUGUCGAUCUGAAUAAUGCUAGAAACAGCAUUACUGAGUCUAGUAGUCAGCUUAAUAAUGGUGCUCAUGAAGAAGAAAAUCAGGAAAUGUCAGGCGUAAAAGCAACAAAAAAGAAGACUGUUUGUAGGAAAAGAAAGGGACAACAAGAAGCUGACCAAAUGCUUGAAUCACAACAGAGCUUGCAACCAAUGGAAAGUAUAAGUUCAGAGGGAAUGGGCAUGAAUGGUUACUAUGGUCCUCAACAAAACGGUCAAGGAUUGUUAAAUUUAAUGGAGCCACCUCACGAAGGCUACUAUGUUAAUCAAAGAACCAUCCAAGGCCUGGGACAACUGAACUCCAUAGCACCGGUGCAGGAUAGUUUCUUUGCGAAUCAGCAAGCCAUGCCUGGGCUGGGCCAAAUGGAUUUCAGGCCUCCUCCCAAUUUCACUUACAAUUUACAGGAAGAGCAUUUGAGAUCUGCCCAAAUGCCUGGCAGUUCAUCAAGGCAGCUAUAGUGUAACACGUUACUGAAUAUUUUUGAGAGAAGGUUUGUCUCAGGAAGAAGCUGUUUCAAACAUGAGGAAGAAGAAAUCCAGAUUCUUUCUUGGAGCUGAGUUUGCUAUGACAAGACGAAAUCGUUUAGAUUGGUUCUUUCUGUACAUUAUGGGAAUUGGCUGCUUUUGAUGUGUGGAUGUAUGUGAAUUAUUUGUGUAUCUGAUUGAAUAAUUUGGGAUUACGUAGAAUGCAACAUCUGUAGGCUGUAACACUUCAUCUAGAAGAUACACAAAGUCUUGUCUGUAAUUUGGAAUUCUCUUCCUUGUUAAGUUUUACUAAGGAAA
This is a messenger RNA of Camelina sativa (false flax), 3410 nucleotides long. The record is from RefSeq and is a predicted model, not a curated record. Lineage: Eukaryota; Viridiplantae; Streptophyta; Magnoliopsida; Brassicales; Brassicaceae.